AUAUUAAAUUAUGAAGAAUGUACGCGACACAUGACACUUCACGCAUUUUUCGAUGGGGGAGGGAAGUUGCAUUUUCUCUCAGUCAUAUAAAUACGCAGGCAUCACAAAGAUACGCGAGUUGGUUAACUGAUGUUGUCAAGAACCUUUGGAUAUUAUAUAAUAUUUGUUUCCGGAAUAUAUUACACUUUCUUCAAUUUUUGAAUCGUUUACCGGGCGAGAUGUGGACCUAUCUUGCUUUUCUAGUUAUCGUCUACGUUAUAUACACAUUGAGGAAUUACAUCAGGAUCCUCAAAUUUAUUUUCACCCUUGAUGGACCAAAGACGGUGCCCAUUCUUGGCAAUGCGAAUGCCGUUCUCGAAGGAAACCUGAUUCAAAGAAUGACAAACGAGGUGCAGAAUUACGGCCGCAUUUUUCGGAUAUGGAUAACGCUUCUGCCGUACGUCGUGCUCGUUGAGCCGGAUGACAUUCAAGUGGUGCUGAGCAGCAUGAAGCAUACGCGGAAGAUAUUCUUUUAUAAGCUACUCGAUAAUUUUCUGGGUAAGGGUUUGAUCACGCGGGACGUCGACAAGUGGAAGAUACAUCGAAAAAUCCUGCAGCCGGCCUUUCAUCUUCACAUUCUCGAGGAAUUCGCCGGAACAUUCGCCAAAUGCGCCGAUCAUUUAAUCGAAAAGUUACUAGAGAAAGACGGAAAGGACGUGAAUGUCACCGUGUUCAUUAAUAAUUCAGUUUACGACAUAUUGACCGAGACGAUUUUGGGUAUGAAGGUCGAUCGGAGAAAUAGCAACGCCGAGGAUGACACGCCAUUUAGGAAGGGUCAAGUUAUGAUACCGUACAGAUUCGCACGACCGUGGUUACUAAUUGAUUGGAUCUAUCGAUUGACGGCAGCUGGAAAAUCGGAGGAACAGCAGCAGAAAGAUCUACUUGACUUUUGCUUCAGAAAAAUGAAAGAGAAACGCGAGCUCUUGCGGCAGAACAAUUCGUUCGUCAUCGAUGAUGAAACGAUGAGCGCGGAAGGCAGGAAGAUAUCCCUACUCGAGUUCAUGGUCGAAAUCAGCGAGAGGAAUUCUUGUUUCACCGAUCGGGAUAUCAUCGAGGAAUGUUGUACCUUUAUGCUAGCCGGCCAAGACUCGGUCGGCACCGCUGCCGCGAUGACGCUUUUCCUGCUGGCGAAUAAUCCCAUAUGGCAGGAAAAAUGUAUCGCGGAAUUGGACGAGAUUUUUGGCAGUGAUGAGAGAUCGCCUACUAUACAAGAUCUUAAAAAUAUGAAGUGCUUGGACAUGUGUAUCAAGGAAUCCUUGAGAUUGUAUCCUAGCGUGCCGAUUUUCGCCAGGACACUUGGAGAAGAUGUGAGAAUAGGAAAACAUGUGAUACCAGCCGGUUGCGGCGUAUUUAUAGCACCAUAUUGCACACAACGUUUGGCUCAUCAUUUUCCGAAUCCUCACGAUUUUAAACCGGAACGUUUUAGUCUCGAAAACUCUGAAACAAGACAUCCCUACGCCUAUAUACCCUUCAGUGCCGGUCCUCGUAAUUGCAUUGGAUAUAAAUUUGCCACACUCGAGAUGAAAUCGAUAAUCAGUGCGGUUCUAAGGAAAUGUCGAUUAGAAUCGAUACUUGGCAAGGAAAAAGUGAUAGCAAAGUUUCGGAUGACAAUCAGAGCGCACGGUGGACUUUGGGUCAAAGUGAGAUCGAGGAAAUCGUAGCGACUGACAAGAUUAACAGGCUAUCGAUUUUGAAACUAGAAAUGACGAUUGUAAUAUUUUGAAAAUUUAUAACAAUUGAAAAAAAAAACAGAAAGAUGCAGUUCGAUUUUAUGUUUAAGAAAUCGUGAUUUUUUUGUUUAUUAUUUGUGUGAAUAAAAUAUGACAAAUGUAAACAAAUGAACUGCUUAUGCAUAACAAAAUUUUAAAUUUAAAAAACUACAUACAAGAUCUUUUGGC
This is a messenger RNA of Camponotus floridanus (Florida carpenter ant), 1937 nucleotides long. RefSeq names its product probable cytochrome P450 4aa1 (gene Cyp4aa1). The coding region runs from base 18 to 1700 and encodes 560 amino acids. The record is from RefSeq and is a predicted model, not a curated record. The transcript has 7 exons. Gene Ontology annotation, molecular function: monooxygenase activity; iron ion binding; heme binding. NCBI's taxonomy places the organism in Eukaryota, Metazoa, Arthropoda, Insecta, Hymenoptera, Formicidae.